Lolium rigidum is the source of this 546-nucleotide messenger RNA. Its product is annotated as dirigent protein 22-like. The coding region runs from base 1 to 546 and encodes 181 amino acids. The record is from RefSeq and is a predicted model, not a curated record. Lineage: Eukaryota; Viridiplantae; Streptophyta; Magnoliopsida; Poales; Poaceae. The transcript has a single exon.
AUGGCCAAGGGAGCGGUGAUGCUUCUCGUGCUCUUCAUAGCGGCUCAGAUGCAGCACGGGUCCAGGGCCUUGGCCCGUGGGCACCGCCGGGCAGCCGAUCCAGACGCCCCCACGCACCUCCACUUCUACUUCCACGACACGGUGAGCGGCGCGUCGCCGUCGGCGGUGCGGCUGGCGGGGCCGGCAGACCCGUCGUCGCGGACAUUUUUCGGGAUGGUGAACGUGAUGGACGACCCGCUGACGGAGGGGCCGGAGCCCGGGUCGGCGGCCGUGGGACGGGCACAGGGCCUGUACAUGGCGACGGACCAGGCACAGCUGGGCUUCCUCCAGGCCAUGAACCUGGUGCUCACCUCGGGCCCCUACAACGGCAGCUCGCUCGCCGUGCUCGGCCGCAACUGCCCGCUCGCCGACGUCCGCGAGAUGCCCGUCAUCGGCGGCACCGGCGCCUUCCGCUUCGCCCGCGGGUACGCGCAGGCCCGGACCCACUGGCUCGACCUCAAGACCGGCGACGCCACCGUCGAGUACCACGUCUACGUCAUGCAUUAG